UUUAAGUUCACGAGCGCAGUGUUACCAGCGGACAACCACAGAGACAUGACGGCAGAGACAGAAACGCGAGAAAUGAGAGACACAAGCGAGACACAGCCCUCACUCCAGCAGCAGGACGGUCCUGGAGGAGUGUGGGACUCGGUGAAGAAAGCUGCAUUUGUGAUCGGCUCUGGGAUUCUGUUUCUCGCUGCCUUUGGGAACUCUCUCACAUGGCACCUGCAGAAGUUCUGGGGAGCAUCUGGAGACUUCUGGCAGAAUCAGUGGAGCAAACUUCACUCACGGUUUGAGGGACACGACCAGGCGCUGUUCUACCUUGGGACCAUGCUGGUGCCCACUGUGGUCUUCUGGGGGACUAACGCUCUGCUGCUGUUUGUGGACAUCAUGGCCAAACCCUCGUUCAUCACAAAGUACCGGAUCCAACAGGACAAGAACAACCCGGUGGACCCGGCCAAGCUCCGCCACGCCCUGAAGACCGUGCUGUUUAACCACAUGUGUAUCUCGGGGCCCAUGGUGGUGGCGGCGUACCACCUGAUGUCCUACAGGGGGCAGCCUUGUGGCCCCGAGCUGCCCACGUUUCACUGGGCUCUGCUGGAGCUGACCGGCUUUGUCAUCAUCGAGGAAAUCAUGUUCUACUACUCACACAGACUGUUCCACCAGCCGAGUCUGUACAAGACGUUCCACAAACAGCACCAUGAGUGGACGGCUCCGAUCGGCAUUGUCUGCAUCUACGCCCACCCACUGGAGCACGUGAUCUCAAACAUGUUGCCCGUAGCCAUUGGCCCGGUGAUCCUGGGCUCCCACAUCAGUACCACGUGUCUGUGGUACUGUCUCGCCCUCGUCAGCACCACUGUGUCUCACUGCGGGUACCAUCUGCCCCUCCUGCCCUCGCCCGAGUUCCACGACUUCCACCACCUCAGGUUUAACCAGUGCUACGGCGUGCUGGGGAUUCUGGACCGACUUCACGGCACCGACUCAAAGUUCCGACAAACCAAACAGUACGAACGCCACACGCUCCUCACCAGCCUGACCCCCCUCACGGAGAGCAUCCCCGACGAGCCCAAGAAAGGCCUCUGAACCCGGGGUAACCUCGUGAGCGGGAGCCGGAGCUUGGAGUUUUGGAGUUCGCUUUAAAGGCACCGUACCUGAUUUUUACUGUCUUAAAAUAACUGAAAAACAGUUCAUUUUAAACGGUUUGCAGUGGUCCAAAGUUAUCCCUCACUUCCCUCUUGCAAUCAGAGCAUUCUAAUUAUUCACUACAUUGAGUUUAUAAGCACUUUUCACAACUUUCAGAGACCAGUUUAGAGUUUUUGCGGAGAAAAUCACAUUCUGCUCAAAUACAUGGGAAAAAUCGGGUACAAGACCUUUAAUUAUACGAUAUAUUUAUAAGGAAACCUCACAAAUGUUGAAUCUGAUCAUUGCACUAUCCAUAGUUUAAACUGAGCUGGAGAAAAGGCCAGACGACUGUGGUAAAAUGUGUUGACCUGGUUUAUUUUUAAUGUCGCUGUAAUUACUGAACCUAUCCACAUGAAACAAAAACUGGCACAAAUAUCAACGUCAUCUGUCAAUAUAAAUAAACAAAAGUGACAUUUAAUAUUUCACCUACCCCCAUCUCAGUUACAGUGUCAUCUGCAAUCCCGCAAUAUAACUUUAUUUAAAAAACCUCUUCACUACACACUCUUUUUACAUAAACAAAACUAGGUGUCUAUAUAUUUCUAUGUAUUUAAGGAAUGUAAACAAGUUAAUCUAUUUAAAUGUAUUAUUCAUGUUUAUUAAAUGUGGUAUAUUUUUAUGUUCUUAUCUUCCUCAUAAACAAAACAUUUAGCAUUUUUUGACAUGAGUUUUGACAGGUUUUUUUUUUUUACUUCAGAUGCUCUUCCUUGUCUUGACAAUGACCAAUAUCAUGCACUUACGGGAUAAUUAAAUCAGUUAUUUUCUGGAGAGUGGGUAAAUACUUAACUCACUGGGCCACAAAAUAGUUGAAAUAUACUUGCUACUGACAAGAAAUGUACCACAACUUUAAAACUAAUCAUAUAUUUUUGUAGCCUAAAUGCAAUUACAAAUCAGUGUGAUCUCAUAAGGUUUUUAUUUUUACUUUAUUUAACUUUUUUUCGAUUCAUUUUUAAGGUUUUCAUUUUUAAGGUGAGACAUUUGAGGUAAAUUGGGAAUAACUGAAAUGUAGAUAUAUCAAAUUCAAGCCAGUAAUUUACAGAAAAGUUUGAAUUUUAUAUUUAAACAUUUAGGUUUUUUUUCCCCUAUUGACCUGAAAGUCUCACAAAAAGUGCACUUAACUGAUUUAACUGUGGCACUAGAUUAUUUCAUUUAAAACUGGGAUUUACCACUUUGAAUUGUCUGCUAGUUUAGACAAAAGUGAACAAAAUGUAUAAACGUCCUUAACAUGAUUGUUCUAGCCAAGCCGUGCGCACAAUAGUGAAUACAGCGGAGAAUAUACUAACCCUGCUAACCUAAGACAAACAGGAAGUACUUUAUAGAUUGUUUUUAACUAAUUCUCAUGUUUAACACUUAAAACUUUAAAGAGCAAUGCAAAGGAUGCAAUUACAAUCAUGUAAAGAUUGUAUUUUGAAGAAUUAUGUAAUCGUUUAUCAUUUUAAUUUUGUGUUUUUUAGCGUGUAUGUUUUAAACUGUUCUAAAAAUAAUAGUGUUUA
Messenger RNA from Periophthalmus magnuspinnatus, 2663 nucleotides. It is a transcript of the gene faxdc2, whose product is annotated as fatty acid hydroxylase domain containing 2. Gene Ontology annotation, molecular function: iron ion binding; C-4 methylsterol oxidase activity. Lineage: Eukaryota; Metazoa; Chordata; Actinopteri; Gobiiformes; Gobiidae. The transcript has 9 exons. The record is from RefSeq and is a predicted model, not a curated record. The coding region runs from base 46 to 1074 and encodes 342 amino acids. Gene Ontology annotation, biological process: sterol biosynthetic process.